AAUGCAGGCCCGUGAUUGGGAGAUAAAACAAGAUCUACAGUAGCCGAUCCAGCUACACACCGCACUGUACGAAGGUACACUCUAAUAGCUUCAUAGCCCUAAACAACUUUUACCUUCUACUGUACACGUGUAGGGCUACGUGUACGUGUACAGCUGUACACGUGUACAGUACGAGUAACGUUGUAGCCCUCUAGCUAGUGGCUAUCAGCGAAAGGAUAUGAGCUUAGAAAGGAUAUUAAAAGGAUGAGCGCGCGGUGUGCUGUAACAUCGCGCAGACGCCGUUUUUGGCUCUGUAACUGCACGGCACAUUAGAUGACAUCACCCGCGAGGUGCGCGGCUCGACCGCGUUCGUGUCUGAAUCGCAUGAGCAAAGCAUAGACUGGCGCGAUCGCGUCGAUUUGUAAAAGAGCAAUUUUCUUCGCAGCUACAGCCUCGACCCGCGGAGUUCAACUGCCGACGCAAGCGAUCGUUUUUUUUUGCGUUGUGCGAAUUUUAAAUAUGCGCUUAUGUGUUCACGCGAUAUAUUCACGAAGUUUUUUUACGUCCCUAACUGUUUCCAUGAAGUUUCGACUUCGCGUACGCGAGCUCAGGAGACGGCAAAUGUUUGUAACGCCGAGUCUGUUUUGCAAACGACGGAUCUGUGCGCCGGGACAGCCUGAUUCAGCGCCCCAGGUGUAAAAAACACGCUUGAAUGAUCGUUUACGCCGUAUAGUCGAUGUUCGCUUUGACGCUCCGUCCUCAACCGCGGCGCGCGCC
Micromonas pusilla CCMP1545 is the source of this 756-nucleotide messenger RNA. RefSeq lists its product as uncharacterized. The transcript has a single exon. The coding region runs from base 499 to 678 and encodes 59 amino acids. Lineage: Eukaryota; Viridiplantae; Chlorophyta; Mamiellophyceae; Mamiellales; Mamiellaceae. The record is from RefSeq and is a predicted model, not a curated record.